UGUGAAGAAACAGUCCAGCAAAAGAAACGGCAGGAAAAAAAGGACUAAAAAACAAGAGCGUCCAGUCUGUUUUUAAAGGAAGAUUGAGAACCUCUGCACAAGAAAGGAGGAAUUAUGGGGUUGGGAAUGAAUCCGAAGGUAGGAGGCAACCAAAGCAGUGAGAAGAAGGCAAAGGCAGAGACUGGAGGCCCGGUGCCGGAGGAAGCCCAGAAAUGUUGUGGCUGCCGCUUUCCUCUGCUGGUGGCUCUCCUGCAGCUUCUGCUGGGCAUCGCAGUGGCAGCUGUGGCCUUCCUCAUGCUUGCCAUUAGCUCCUCUCUGCUGGCCCGGGAGACGCCCCAUUGGGCCGGCAUCAUUAUGUGUGUGGUGUCUCUGCUGGGAUUCGUCCUCUUCUGUAUCACCAGAGUGCCUGAUGAGAGAGCGUUGCUUCAGUUUGUUAUAAAGCUCCUGUAUUUCUUCUUAUGCACAAUGGGUCUGGUUAUGUCAGUGGUGGUCAUCGCCUUCCAGUGCUACCAUUACACGCUGACCAACAGCUUUAGCUGCAGGGAAAUGCGUGAGGAUUGUAUUUGCACCCUGGACCCAGAGGAUCCCAUCGCUCGUAUGUUCGUCUUCAGCGCUGUGUCAGACUGCAGUGACAUCACCAGCACUCUGCCCAUGUAUUACCUCCUGCAGGUGCUGCUCAACCUGGCCCAGGCCAUCGUCUGCCUGCUCGGAGCCUUCCUGAUAUGGAAGCACAGGUACCAGGUGUUUUUCGCAGGGCUACAGACGGGAUCUCCUGCUGCCCAGCACUGGCAGAAAGCUUAGGAUUUCUCUGGAGAAUUGGGAGCGUUUGUGCCUUUGGGGAAGGAAACUGUUUGCUGCAGAAUUUGUUUCCAGUGGGAGUUUUGCGUCGUGUGACCUUAUGUUGAAGAAAUCGAAUGAGUCUGUUUGUGUUUGCCGAGUUUUGAUGUUUUAGAAAGUUUUAUGCCAUUUUUCUUUUAGAUUUGUUGUAAUUUUCUACACUGGCUGUUUGAAAAUGACCAUGCGUCAAGGUUAAUGCUCUUUUUUUAUACCACUGCCAAGAAGAGUAUUUUUAUCUAUAAAAAUCAGUAUAUGACGCAAAACAAGACCUGUUUAAGCUGGAAGAUGAAUGACACAGUCUGGUGUUGUUGUCAAUGUUUUAGUAAUGUCAUCCAUAAAAGAAUUCAUAGCCA
Messenger RNA from Danio rerio (zebrafish), 1190 nucleotides. It is a transcript of the gene sspn, whose product is annotated as sarcospan (Kras oncogene-associated gene). NCBI's taxonomy places the organism in Eukaryota, Metazoa, Chordata, Actinopteri, Cypriniformes, Danionidae. Gene Ontology annotation, cellular component: membrane; plasma membrane; dystrophin-associated glycoprotein complex. The record is from RefSeq and is marked validated.